GUGCAUCAGCUUGUCUGGCUGCAUCAGAAUCACCAGCAAGCUUUUAUAACAUUUUUUUAUUUUGAAAAAAUUUCUAGCGUACAAAGAAGUCGCGAGAAUAAUUCAGUGAACUGCAUUAUACUCUUCUGCUAGAUUCACCAGUUGUUGACACUUUUUGAUAUUGUGCGUGCUUACACCAUCUUUCGUGUGCACACUCUUGUGCUCUCGUGUGUGUGUGUGUGUGUGUGUGUGUGUGUGUGUAUGUAAUUGUUGUAGUUGAUGAAUUAUUUGAGAUUCCCUGGGUUGGGAAGAUCUCCUGGAGAAGGAAAUGGCAACCCACUCCAGUAUUCUUGCCUGGAAAAUCCCAUGGAUGGAGGAGCCUCGUAGGCUACAAUCUGUGGGGUCGCAAACAGUUGGACACGACUGAGUGACUUCACUUCCAGCUUCCAUUUGAGAUUAAGUCAUAGAUUUCAUGACCCUUUAAUCCCAAAUUCUUCGGCAUAUAUCUCCUCUAAGAAUAAGGACAUUCACUUGGUAUAACCAGAAUACAGUUAUCAAAUUCAUAAAAUUCAGCAUUGAUACAAUACCAUUAUCUAAUAUGAAAUCAAUGCUUGGAUUUCACCAAGUGUCUCAAUAAUGUCCUUUAGAGGGACUUCUUUUUCUGGUCCAAGAUACAGUCUAGGAUCAUACAUAAUCUGGAACAGUUGUCCUCAGCCUUUUCUAGUCAUUCAUGACAUUGACAUUUUUGAAGAGUAUAGGCCAGCAGUUUUGUAGGCUGUCCCUCACUUUGAGUUUGGCUGAUAGUUCCUCAUGCUUAGGUUCAGCUUGUACAUUCUUGGCAGUAACACCACAAGAGUGAUGUUCCGUCCUUCCUUUCUAGUGCAUCACACCACAGGGCACAUGAUGUCAGUUUGUUUUGUUCUUGAUCAUAAUGAAUGAUUGCCUGGUUAAUUUGGUGUCUGCUAGGUUGGUAACCUGUUUAAUAAUAGUUUUCCUGGGCUUCACUCUCAAGGUGCUACCUUAGCAGUCCUGGAGUGGGGCUCAGUAUUACUUCCCUUUAAGCUUUCAUGUAAUUCUAAAACAAAGCUUGUUUAAGAACCACUGAUCUAGGCUAACUUUCCACCAGAGCAGGAUUUCUCUUUUCCCAUCUAAAAAGUGGGCCUUAUUUGUUUCUCUUCGUAGUAAACAGAAUCACUCUUGGAAGCCUCCUUUUGGAUUCCAUUGUUGAUGUCUGUUUUCCUAAACCUUCCAUCUGUUGGUCAGAGUAGUGCCUUAAGAGCUUUGCAGAGUAAGUCUGACUCCUCUUCCAUGCGGUCCACGUGAUGGACUUUGUCCUCAUACUUUUCCCCUGUCUUCUAAACCUCCAUAGACUCACUUCAUCCUUUUGUUACAAUGUGGGUAUAUUUCCAGGGCCUGUACCAUGGUGAGACCUGGGAGCUGUAGCCCCAGUGUCUCUAACUUAGAUCUAUCAUCAGUGGCCAAGAGUGCAGUUGGACUAUGAUCCAAGGACUGAGAAGUGAUGGUUUUGAAUAGUUCCCAGAGAGAAGAGGCCAUGGAAAUGUUUCUAGAUGGUUUUCUGCUGCUUGUAUUGUGCAUGUGUGUGUGUGUGUGUGUGUAAAACACGUAAGUAAUGGAUUUAUGCAUUGAGUGAGGUCUCCAGGUGUAAAGGGUACUGAGAUUUUUUUAAGUAAUGACCUAGCAAGGAAAAAAUGAACAUGGACUUCAAGAUAAACAGGAACGGAGAGUUUGUGCAAAGCCUUUGGGGAAAAUUUGGGUAUUUCAUCUCCGUCCCCUUGCUUAGUCCAGAUUUCUUGGGGUGUGCACCCAAGGUGUGGCUUGAAAGGUGUGAAAAAGAAAGAUUCCAGGUGGUUGGGAGUCUAUACCCUCCUUGGAGUACCCCCUGCCGCUUUUUGUGGGUCCGUGAGUCCAAAACUUAGUGACUUCUUGCCCUGAAAAUUGUCAGGCUCCAAGGGGAAGUGGUAUGGCCCAUGUUCAAUAGUCAAGAUAUGUGGUCACCACAGACGUAAACUCAAGAGUACUGUCGUUACCAGACCAUUUCUGGCAAGACUGAAGCAUAAACAAGAUGCUUCCUACACUCUGAAAAUAAACAGGGUUGUGGUUAGGCCAUUUUUAACAUAGACACGCAAGACAGUUUGCCUGGUGGGGAUCAAGACUGUGCCUUUAGUGAGACAGCUUUGUGGUAGCUGCUUUAGUUCUGCAGAAACCCAGAGAAGGCUUCUUUCCCCCUCCGCCAGAUAGUUCAGAGUUUUAUGGUUCUUCAGGCCCUAAUGACAUACUUUUUACAGAUUAUUCUGGUUGUUGAGAGACAACUUGGAUAUAAAAGAGACAGCAGUGUCUACUUUAGAGUAAAUGAGUUUUUCUGGACUGGAGUUUUAAUAAUAAGCUGAGUUUCUUGGCCCUUGCUGUCAUGCUAAUCUUGAGAUCUAAAAUGCGGAGAGUCCUUUUAAACUUCCUCGGGUCGCAACUCUGCCCCAGGAUCCCUGUACAGGAAGCUCCUAUGAGUUUUCUUUGCUGUAGCUGUCCUUGCUUCUCGUCAGCAAGUGAAGUGACAGCUCUAAGUUUUAUUCAUGCCAUAGCCUGAUAGCAAAUGGGCGCAUGGGUGGCCUGAAUGGUGUGUUUGAUACAGGAGCCCCAAGGAUUUACCUCUGGCCCAGCGUUUCUCCUGCUCUCUAGACUUCCGGGUUGACAUGGAAUUGACCCCUUGGACCCCACUGUAUCACAGGAGACCAUUGCUAACUGGCUGUAUUCUGUGGCCAGAGAGGUCUUGUCUGUACCUUCUCAGCGGCCGCUCUCCCAGAGCUAUGUUGGAGCUCAGUGCUGCUCCCUGUGUUUAUCUGUGUGCAUUUAUCUUUGCAUGUGGCUCCUGCUACCACCCUUUCUGUCCUUGUUUCAUUUUUAAAAAUUUCUUUGCUGUCAUUCUGGCCUUUGGGGGCCCUGCUCCUAGUAGCUCUGGAUCUUUCUGAUACACUUGGAGUAGCUGGAAAAAAUGAUGCAGUCAAAUGCCAGAUCAAAAGCAGAUGGAAUUGCAUGCAUGUUUGGAACAAUGACAACGAGACGGCCCUGCACUGUGCAGCGCAGUACGGCCACACGGAGGUGGUGAAGGUCCUCUUAGAGGAGCUGACUGACCCCACCAUGCGCAACAACAAGUUUGAGACGCCUCUGGACCUGGCCGCACUCUACGGGAGGCUGGAGGUGGUGAAGAUGCUCCUCAACGCACACCCCAACCUCCUGAGCUGCAACACUAAGAAGCACACCCCUCUACACCUGGCGGCGAGGAACGGCCACAAGGCCGUGGUGCAGGUCCUCCUGGACGCCGGCAUGGACAGCAGCUACCAGACGGAGAAGGGCAGUGCUUUGCAUGAGGCUGCUUUGUUUGGCAAGACCGAUGUGGUGCAAAUCCUGCUGGCUGCAGGAAUUGAUGUCAACAUAAAAGAUAACCGUGGACUGACCGCGCUGGACACCGUCCGGGAGCUGCCGUCUCAGAAGAGCCAGCAGAUAGCGGCACUUAUCGAAGAUCACAUGACUGGAAAAAGAAGUGCAAAAGAGGUAGACAAAACCCUUACACCCCAGCCACCUCUCAUCUCCAACCUGGACUCGAUAUCCCAGAAGUCUCAGGGUGACCUGGAGAAAGCAGUGACUGAACUGAUCCUCGAUUUUAACACCAGCACGGAAGAGGAGGGUCCCUAUGAGGCGCUGUACAACGCUGUCUCCUGCCAGUCCCUGGACAGCACGGCCAGCGGACGCUCAUCCGACCGGGACUCUGUGAGCAGGGAGGCUGAGGCGGCCGGAGGGAAAGCUGCUGGAAUGAGGCCUAGGGAACGUCCUCCACCUCCAGCAAAACCACCACCUGAUGAAGAGGAAGAAGACCACAUAGAUAAGAAGUAUUUUCCCUUGACAGCUUCUGAGGUCUUGGCCAUGAGACCCUGGAUUCAGGGGAGUGCAGCCAAGGAGGAGGAGGAACACCCUUAUGAGCUGCUGCUGACAGCAGAGACGAAGAAGCUGGUGUCUGUGGAUGGAAAGACAACAGACCACAGGCGGAGCAGCGGCGGCCGGAGCCAGGACUCUGCGGAGGGGCAGGACGGGCAGGUCCCGGAGCAGUUCUCAGGUCUCCUCCACGGCUCCUCCCCAGUGUGUGAGGCGGGGCAGGACCCUCUCCAGCUGCUCCCUGCCCCUGGCCAGAACCAUCGCGAAGGGUCCCCUGCUCAGGGCGCCUGCCCCGAGGAGAUGCAGCUGGAACAGACAGGCAGGCGUGCGUCCGGAGCCUCCCCACCCCGCGUGCUGGACCAGAGUAGGAGAGUGGGCCACCCGGCAAGCCUGCCCCACGCCCACAGCCAGACGCACCCCAAAACUUCCACACGCACGGCCUCUCCACGCCCUGGGGGCGCUGAGGAGGAAGGUGACCUGAGCGGGGCCAGGAGCCGAGCCCCUCCCACCAGCAGACCCAAGGCUGAGCUCAAACUCAGCCGCAGCUUGUCCAAGUCUGACUCUGAUCUCCUGACCUGCUCCCCCACGGAAGACGCUACAAUGGGAAGCCGGAGUGAGUCCCUGUCCAACUGCAGCAUCGGGAAGAAGAGGCUGGAGAAGUCGCCCUCCUUCGCCUCUGAGUGGGACGAGAUUGAGAAGAUCAUGAGCUCUAUUGGAGAAGGGAUCGACUUUUCUCAGGAACAGCAGAGGAUCUCAGGUGCGCGGCCGUUGGAACAGAGCGUCGGGGAGUGGCUGGAGGCCGUGGGGCUGCAGCAGUAUGAAAGCAGGCUGCUUCUCAACGGCUUUGACGAUGUCCGCUUCCUGGGGCCUAACGUGAUGGAAGAUCAGGACCUGCGGGAAAUCGGCAUCAGUGAUGCGCAGCACAGGCGGAAGCUGCUCCAGGCCGCCCGGUCCCUGCCCAAGGUGAAGGCGCUGGGCUGCGACGGGAACAGCCCCCCGUCAGUGCCCUCCUGGCUGGACUCGCUGGGGCUCCAGGACUACGUCCAUUCCUUCCUGUCGAGUGGCUACAGCUCCAUAGACACGGUGAAGAACCUCUGGGAGCUGGAGCUGGUCAACGUCCUGAAGGUGCACCUGCUCGGCCAUCGCAAGCGCAUCAUCGCCUCCCUGGCGGACAGACCCUACGAGGAGCCGCCCCAGAAGCCCCCACGGUUCUCCCAGCUGAGAUGCCAGGACCUGUUCUCACAGACGUCGUCCCCGCUGAGCCAGAACGACUCCUGCGCUGGGCGGUCGGCUGACCUGCUGCUGCCUCCUGGGGACGCGGCCAGGAGGCCGCACGACAGCCUGCACGAGCCCGCGGUGCCCUCUCGGGCGGAGCGCUUCAAAACCCAGGAGGAGCACCGAGAGGCCAAGCUGACCCUCCGGCCCCCCAGCCUGGCUGCCCCCUACGCCCCUGUGCAGAGCUGGCAACACCAGCCGGAGAAACUCAUCUUUGAGUCCUGCGGUUACGAAGCCAAUUAUCUGGGCUCCAUGUUGAUCAAAGAUCUGCGAGGGACAGAAUCCACACAGGACGCCUGUGCCAAGAUGCGGAAAUCCACGGAGCACAUGAAGAAGAUCCCCACCAUCAUCCUGUCCAUCACGUACAAAGGGGUCAAGUUCAUCGACGCCUCCAACAAGAACAUCAUCGCGGAGCACGAGAUCCGGAACAUUUCCUGCGCGGCCCAGGACCCGGAGGACCUGUGUACCUUUGCCUACAUCACUAAGGACCUGCAGACCAGCCACCACUACUGCCACGUCUUCAGCACCGUGGACGUGAACCUGACCUACGAGAUCAUCCUGACGCUGGGCCAGGCCUUCGAGGUGGCCUACCAGCUGGCCCUGCAGGCCCAGAAGGCCAGGCCGAUGGGGGCCUCUGCCACUGAGGUGAUUGAGACCAGAUCUUCCAAGCCGGUGCCGAAGCCCCGGGUGGGCGUGAGGAAGUCAGCGGUGCCGCCGUCCCCCGAUAGUCGCUGUUGUCAGUGUCACACCCGCCCCACCCACCGUCCUUCUUACCUCCCGCUGCCGUCUGUUAGUCCUGGAGCCAAGCUGGAGCCACCCGACACGGACGCCGACGCCCAGUCCCACGCCAGCGUCUCCUGGGUCGUGGACCCCAAGCCGGACUCCAAGCGGAGCCUCAGCACCAACUGAGCCACCGAGGAACCGACUGUGUUGCAGAAACAGCCGUGCGGAGCGCAGGCUCCCGCCACCGCCGCUGCCACCACCGCUUCACCUGCAUUGGAGACCCAGGCCCACCUCCGCCCGCAGGACUCCUCCUGGCUGUGGGCCCGGGCCCGCCGCCAGGCCUCGUUGAGGGAGCCCUGUCCCGGUGCCAAGCAGCCCUCCAACCUCUAGCAGAUGAGACUGGGACUCCAGAGCCCGUAGAAGUGACUUGUCUAGAAAACGGUUUUUAAUAGAAAAAAAUUUUUUUAUAAAAUUACCUUUUAACACUUGGCUCAAACCUCUAGGUUAAACUGCCAAUCUUUAGACCAGUGGCCAUGCGGUCAGAGGGCAGCAGUCCUCUGUUCUCAGGCCAGGGUGUGGGCGCGCGUGGGCAGCUCCGAGAGAAGGCGCUGGGUGAACCGAGACAGCCCGACUGCCGCCGCUCCUUUCUGAGCCACACGCGGCUUCUCAUCCUCGCCUGGAGCCGAGCACGGCUGUGGCGGCUUCCACUCCGUACCCAGCGGGCCGAGCGUGGAGGUCGGGCCAGGCGGAGGACGAGCAGGCUGCCGUGGUCAGAGCACCGCCCUGGGCUGCAGGCCAUGGGCCCGCCAGUGACCUCAGGCCGGCCGACUCAGAUCAGAAAGGAGAGGAAGCAGCUGUGUGUGUCUUGGGCAUUAACGGGUAGGUCAGCUGAGGCCGGGUAGGUCUGCCUACCUAUCCGGUGUGUGAUUUAUCUAAUCAGGUGUGUGUGAUUAGGACUCACUUUGGUCUGACUGCCGUCCUUUCAGCUCUGGGCUCACCCCAGGCUCUGAGGGCGGAGAAGGCUGGUCGCAGAGGCAGUUUGCUCCCCCAGCGUGGCCCCCAGGGCCGGCACUGCCACCGCCUGAGCCAUCCUGCUGGCCUUUGGUUGCGUCGCCCCUCCUGGAGGCGGUAGGAUGGAAGGGACUCAUUCCUUGCGGCUGGGCCAGGGCAGCUGCUUGUCUAGCAGCUCCCAGAGCAGAGCCUUCCCUCCCCAAGCAAGCUGCCCCGCUUUGCUGGCGCGGUGCAGUGGGUCCUGGGGUCAGUAGUCCAAGGCCUUGGCAGCACCCCACCCCCUGGCCGGGAGCUCCCGGGGUACGGGGGGCAGGGAGCAGGACCACGUGUUCUGCUGACCUGAGUCGGGGCCCCCAUGGGUUCCCUGCACCGUCUACACCGCAGGCCCAGGGGGUCACCCUUACUCUGGGAUGGAGACAGGUGGUCCUGCCCUUUCGGUACUAACAAGGACCUCAACACCAGAAGUCUGACUUCAUGUCCUGCGGCUCCCAGGGCCUGAGGGUUCUACUGUGCAGUAUUCAGCCCCUCCUUCUUCCAGGGAUGGACAAGGAGCCCAAGCUGUGUGGGGAGACUGCAGUCUGGUCACAGCACAUGUUCUGUGCCCUCUUCCUCCUGAGGAAGGCCGGUCUCCUCUAAGUAGGCCCCUCAUGGUGGGCGGUGGAUCCACAAAGAAAACUGUAGACACUAUGAUGAGUUCCUCAAGCUGUUUUUUGUUUUUGUUUUUAUGUCCUAGGUAGGUGUCUCCUCCUCUUGAAGCUGCUAUAUCUUCUUUAUUUAUUCAGGGUGUUUUCAUAUUGGAAAGCCUUGGCUAAUCUGCUCUGGAUUUUGUUUUGAGAUUGGUUUAUUUCUCAGUAGUCAAAAAGGGAGGGGCUAGAUCUUUUUUACUCCUCCUCUGGGACAGGUACUCUCCCUUCCCUACAAAGAAAUAUUAUAACAUUGAGGACAGGCUUCACAUGGAGAAGCCUCGCUUCUGCACGCGAGCGCAGCCCUGUUCUGAAUCAUGCAGGCCCUUCAGGCGGGACUCAAGAGGGGUUAGUACCUGCCGGGCUGCGGGCUCUCUGCUCUGCCCUCCUCCUCGCAGCUGCUCCAAGUGAGUGGGGCUUCCCUCCAGACAGGCUCUGCCUCUGCGAUGCUCACACCCCUCCAGGGCCUCCAGCUGCAGCUCUGGGGAGUCCCUCCAGAAGCCUGGGGCUGAGCAGGCCUGUCUGCCCUCAGCCUGUGUAGGGGGGCCCGGGCCUGCAGGACGACCGUCAGACGCAGUUCACAAAGUGUUGUUGCUAACGGUGUGGCAAUGGGACUGAAAUGUAAUAAAAUGUUAUUUAAUCUUUGUCUCUGUAUUUUGAUACUUGAAUGACUUCCCCUUCUAUUUUACUGUACAUAUAAUUGUUAAUCUGUCCGGUUUUGUCUAAACUGCGAACACCUUGUGGUACCAAACGUGACCGCCCUGUGCGACAGCAUAGACUGACCUCACCACACCAGAGAAUGUAAAUAUUCCCGGGCUCUUGGCUUUGGUUUUGUUAUUUUCAUAACUGUACAACUUAGAACAGAUGAAUUAAUAAAUGAGAAGCGACAUGAAACCA
Messenger RNA from Dama dama (fallow deer), 8513 nucleotides. RefSeq names its product ankyrin repeat and sterile alpha motif domain containing 1A (gene ANKS1A). The record is from RefSeq and is a predicted model, not a curated record. Gene Ontology annotation, cellular component: cytosol. The coding region runs from base 3028 to 6108 and encodes 1026 amino acids. Lineage: Eukaryota; Metazoa; Chordata; Mammalia; Artiodactyla; Cervidae. Gene Ontology annotation, molecular function: protein binding. The transcript is spliced from 23 exons.